Triticum turgidum subsp. durum (durum wheat) is the source of this 1530-nucleotide messenger RNA. The record is from the annotation of a GenBank genome assembly. Lineage: Eukaryota; Viridiplantae; Streptophyta; Magnoliopsida; Poales; Poaceae.
AUGGCUCGCAACCAGCAGCUGAGGGUGCUGCAGGCACUGGACGUGGCGAGGACGCAGCUGUACCACUUCAUGGCGAUCGUGAUCGCCGGCAUGGGCUUCUUCACCGACGCCUACGACCUCUUCACCAUCUCCCUUGUCGCCGACCUCAUCGACCACAGGUACAACCCAGAUGCCCGGAGAGGAAACUUUAUCCCCGUCCUCAUCAACGCCGUCUCCCUCUGCGGCACUGUGCCUGGGCAGCUCGUCUUCGGCUGGCUCGGCGACAAGAUGGGCCGGAAGCGCAUAUAUGGCGUCACUCUGCUCCUCAUGGUCUUCUGCUCCCUCGCCUCCGGCUUCACCUUCGGCAAGAGCACUAACAAAAGCGUCCUGAUCACACUCUGCUUCUUCCGCUUCUGGCUCGGCUUCAGCAUCGGCGGCGACUACCCGCUAUCGGCCACCAUCAUGUCUGAGUAUGCUAACAAGAGGACACGCGGUGCCUUCAUGGCCGCUGUUUUCGCGAUGCAAGGUUUCGGAAACGUUGCGGCGGGGCUCGUUGGCACAAUCACAUCAGCAGCCUUCGUGAACUCAUCGCCAGACAAAAUUGAUUAUGUCUGGCGCAUUGUUCUCAUGUUUGGUGCCGUUCCUGCUCUCCUCACCUACUACUGGCGCAUGAAGAUGCCCGAGACAGCACGGUACACCGCCCUCAUUGCCAAGGAUGCAAAGAUGGCCGCGUCAGACAUGUCUGCUGUCCUCAACAUGCACAUCGUUCCCGAAGAAGACGGCGUCAACGAGCUCGCCAGCCAGGACCAAUAUGGCCUCUUCUCCUCGGAGUUCCUCCGCCGCCACGGGCUCCACCUCCUCAGCACCACCGUCUGCUGGUUCGUCCUUGACGUCACCUUCUACUCCCUCAACAUGUUUAUGAAGGACAUCCUUACUAAAGUCAGGCUGCUUGACAUUGACGAUGACCUUCGUAAGUUCAAGCGAACGAUGCGCAUCACUGGAGUGCACACGGCCAUCGCAGCGGCAUGUACAUUGCCAGGGUACUUCUUCGCGGUGGCCUUCAUUGACCGCAUAGGACGCGUGAAAAUCCAAUUGCUCGGCUUCACCAUGAUGACGGUCUUUCAACUUUGCCUUGCCAUCCCUUAUCCUAAAUGGCUAGAAUGCAACAGAAACAAAUAUGGAUUCGCCGUCCUGUAUGGCUUCACCUUCUUCUUCGCCAACUUUGGGCCAAAUACUACGACUUUCAUCCUUCCAGCAGAACUCUUCCCGGCACGGUUGCGCUCCACAUGCCAUGGUAUAUCAGGGGCGGUCGGGAAGAUCGGCGCCGUCGUCGGCGUGUUUGCCUUCCACUUCUUGAGGAACCAAUUCAGGGCCUUGCUGUUUGUCCUUGUUGGUUGCAAUCUAGUUGGCAUUAUGUUCACUCUUCUAUUGCCGGAAACCAUGGGUAAAUCUCUUGAGGAGAUUACUGGAGAGACAGAAGAAGGUCAGACUCUGGAUGAUGGAGCUACAACGGUCAACGCAGACGACGGCAUACACGUUGUGCCUGUCUAA